Molecule: messenger RNA, 1158 nt
Organism: Peronospora farinosa
Lineage: Eukaryota; Oomycota; Peronosporomycetes; Peronosporales; Peronosporaceae
Source: the annotation of a GenBank genome assembly
AUGCUGCACUUUCGUCGUCUAGUCGUGACGUGCACAUCUACUGGUUGUCGUGGUUUCCAUCGUUCGGUGGGUAUUGUGGGUAUGCCCAAUGUUGGAAAAUCGACACUAUUCAAUGCAUUGACCAAGACGGAAGUGGCCCAAGCUGCCAAUUAUCCGUUCUGUACCAUUGAUCCAAACGUGGCGCGCGUGGCGGUGCCUGACGAACGCGUUCGUCACUUGGCCAGAGUCGAAAAAUCCAAGCGAGUGAUUGAGACGCAGCUCGAGUUCGUAGACAUUGCUGGUCUUGUACGCGGAGCUUCGCAGGGCGAAGGACUUGGAAACAAAUUUCUAGACAACAUACGACAGGUGGCGGUGACUGCUCACGUGGUGCGCUGCUUUGAGGACACUAAUAUCCUCCAUGUGGAUGAGACGGUGGACCCGAUCCGCGAUCUCGAGACUAUUCGUACCGAAAUGAUCCUGGCAGACUUGCAGACAGUUGAAAAAAGGUUGACGAACCUUGCCAAGAAGAAAAAAUCGAUGGAUCCGAUGAUUCCAUCACUGCUGGAGGUUCUCCAGCGUCUACAGCCACAUUUGGAGAAUGGAAACCUUGCCGAAGGUCUGACAUUUGAAAAGCCAGACGAGCAAUUGCAGUUUGAGCGUCUGCAGCUGCUGACGGCCAAGAAGGCACUAUAUCUGUGCAACGUGUCGGAAGAUGACGCUGCUACGGGCAACCAUAUGACGGAAGCUGUGCGUGAGCGUGUCGAGGGAGAGGGAAGCAUAUGUCUGACGGUAUCGGGCUCCUUGGAGGAAGCAGCUGCCUCUUUCGAGGAUGAUGAAAGUCAGCUGGAAUACCUCAGCGAGAGCGGCUUGACGGAGACAGGAUUGACGCAAGUCAUCCGUGCUAGCCAGGAGCUCCUACAGCUGCAGACCUACUACACUGUUGGUGAGAAGGAAACGCGUGCGUGGAAUGUGCUCGCUGGAUCAACGGCAGCUGAAGCAGCUGGCGUCAUUCACUCGGACUUUGAGAAGUUGCUCAUCCGUGCGGAGACUGUCGGAUACGAGGACUUUGCGAAUGCUGGUAGUAUGCGUGCAGCUAAGGACAAGGGUCUACUGCGCUCGGAAGGGAAGGACUACAUUUGCCAGGAUGGGGACAUCUUCAAUUUCCUCGUGGGAAAAUAG